This is a messenger RNA of Thalassophryne amazonica, 1100 nucleotides long. RefSeq names its product 2-aminoethanethiol (cysteamine) dioxygenase b (gene adob). Bases 89 to 763 code for a protein of 224 amino acids. The transcript has a single exon. Gene Ontology annotation, cellular component: mitochondrion. NCBI's taxonomy places the organism in Eukaryota, Metazoa, Chordata, Actinopteri, Batrachoidiformes, Batrachoididae. The record is from RefSeq and is a predicted model, not a curated record. Gene Ontology annotation, molecular function: oxidoreductase activity, acting on single donors with incorporation of molecular oxygen, incorporation of two atoms of oxygen.
AAGGAGAAGGAGGAGGAAGGUCGCGCCGAGCAGCUGCUAGCUGUACCGGGGUCAGGUGUAGACCGGUUCGGUUCGGUUCGGUUCGGUGAUGCUUUCCGCGGACACCAACAUGAACUGUAUCGUGCAGAGGGUCGCGCGCCAGGCGCUGCUCACCUUCCGGAACCCUCCGCGCGUCGGCCAGGAGGCUUCCAGGUCGUUCCUGGAGAACCACAGCGAGCUGAAGAACCUGGUGGGCCAGAUCCGGGCCGCGGACCUGAGGCUGGUCCCACGGUGCGCCGAGGACGCGCCCGGCGCGCCCCCGGUCACCUACAUGCACAUCUGCGAGACGGAGCGCUUCAGCAUGGGGGUGUUCCUGCUGCGGAGCGGGGCCUGCAUCCCGCUGCACGACCACCCGGGCAUGUUCGGCAUCCUCAAGGUUCUGUACGGCACCGCCCGGAUCAGCUGCUUCGACCCACCGGCGGCCGCCGGGCGGCGCUGCGCGCUGCGCUCCACCGGCGAGUUCACCGACUCCAGCGGGCCGUGCGCGCUGACGCCCGAGCGGGACAACCUGCACCAGAUCGAGGCGGUGGGCGGACCCACGGCCUUCAUGGACAUCCUGGCCCCGCCCUACGACCCGGACAACGGCCGGGACUGCCACUACUACAAGGUCCUGCCCGGGGGCACUGGGGCCGACCCGACCGAGGUCCGGCUGAUGGAGAUCUCCCAGCCGGCGGAGUUCUGGUGCGGAGGAGAGCCGUACCCGGGCCCGGAGGUCCGCCUCUGACGGGCCGCGGCUCCGGGACUGGAUCGGGACUGUGUGACGCACAGACACUGUGACCCAAAGAAGCGCUUUGAUGUUCGGCAGGUGAAAAGCACAAAAGCUGCGAGUCGCCGAUCGAGGAUCCGGAUUGGAAAAGGAACUGUCUGUUCACAUCCGCAAUGGGGCAUUUUCUUAAAAAAAAAAAAGAAACAUAACUUGUUAGUUAAGAUGUGUUGAUUCGAGCACUUCCAGAAGGGGGCGCUGCCGCUGAAACUGAAUCAUGUAGUGAACUGACCUUUUGAAGUUUUUUCUUCUUUUUUUAUCAAAUGAUUCGAAUAAAAAAUUGUGGGAAUCCAGCUGA